AAUUUCAGCGAAAUCGUUAGAGCCGUUUUCGAGAUCACAGAAAUAUAUAUAUAUAUAUAUAAGAAUUGCUCGUUUAAAGGUAUAAGAUAAUAAAUAGGGAUGUCUGCACCUUUGCCACCUAUGGCUACAGACGGAAGGUUGGAAGGAAAUGGGUAUUUGGAUAAUCACUGCUAGUAACACUAUCCGCAAAAACGUCGAAGUCGAACAGAUAGUAGCUGAGCCAAAUAUCAUGGGUGUCACAAAGGCGCAAAGGCUGCGGUGGCUCGGUCAUGCCGAUCGGGCGGUGAAAAGAGCGUUUGAGGGAAAACCGACAGCACGCCGCCCGGCCGGUCGACCUAGGUAUCGAUGGGCGGAUGUGGUGGACACGGAUCUGCGCGAGCUCCAGGUUGAAGACUGGCGACAAACUGCACAGGACCGGGAUCAGUGGCGAGCAGUCGUGUUGGAGGCCAAGACACACUUUGGGUCGCUGCGUCAGAGAAAUUCAAACCAGUCAGUCACACAGGAGACCAAACGGGACACCAUACACCAAUCAGAAGAGACACACCCUGGCGAUAUUGGCGACCGACAAACCGACAGAAACGAAGACGAAUAUAACUGUGAUACCUGCGGCAAAACAUUCCAACAAAAACAGGACUUAAUUCAGCACAUCAAAAAAGCCGCUAGUGAAUGUAUACCUAUAGAAAACUAUAUAUAUUCAGAAAUCAAACAGAAAAAACAACAUACAGGAAACAAGGCAUUUUGGUGCGAAAUAUGCGAGAAACAAUUUCGAGAUUCCAGCGACAUUGCGAGGCAUAGGCGAAUCCACACUGGUGAAAAACCGUAUGCGUGCGAUGUGUGCAAAAAACAAUUUGCACAGCUAAGUGUUUUGAGCAGACAUAAACGAAUUCAUACAAAUGAAAAACCCUUUCAGUGUGACGAUUGUGAGAGACAGUUUAGGACUUCAAGUGACUUAGGUAAGCAUAGAAGAAUCCAUGUGGGUGCCAAAAAAUUAAGUUGCAAGAAUUGUAAAAAAGAAUUUUGGGAUGUGAAAAGUUUGGCUAUCCAUAGACGUACACAUGAGGGCAAAAUGCCAUACUCCUGUGAAGUAUGUAAAAAACAGUUUGCAGUGUUGAAAUAUUUGAAGAAACAUGAAAAACGAAUCCAUAGCUGACGGCGCAUGAUCAUGUAAAGUUAAAAUCAUUUUUGCAGUUUCGAGAUCAAAAAGAAAAAUAAAAGAAGAAGUUAAAAGUUUUCAUUAUAGUUCAAAGUUCGACUUGUGCUUUCAAAAGGACUUAGGGACUUUGGAUAAUGCUGUUAUCUUUAAUUUGUGCUUGACAUUUUUUUUUACACAUUCGAUAUCGCUGCAGAGGAUUUUCGCCAUUAUAAACAAUAACAUUAGUUUUCAAUUAAGUAGUGUAUUUAUAAAUAGAAAAAAAUAACUGAUUUGAUAUUGGUCCAUAGUUCUGAAUAAAACAAGACCGAUAAUCGAAGAUAUUUCUAAAAAAAUAUUUGUCUGUCGCGAGUUUUAAUUAGUGUCUAACUAUGUAACAAAGCAAUUUUUUGUCAUCUAGUUUAAUAUUUUUUAAUUACAUGUUAUAAAAAGA
This is a messenger RNA of Cydia pomonella (codling moth), 1583 nucleotides long. RefSeq names its product zinc finger protein 22-like. The coding region runs from base 149 to 1150 and encodes 333 amino acids. Gene Ontology annotation, molecular function: DNA-binding transcription factor activity, RNA polymerase II-specific; RNA polymerase II cis-regulatory region sequence-specific DNA binding. Gene Ontology annotation, biological process: regulation of transcription by RNA polymerase II. The record is from RefSeq and is a predicted model, not a curated record. Lineage: Eukaryota; Metazoa; Arthropoda; Insecta; Lepidoptera; Tortricidae. The transcript has 2 exons.